AUGGACGCGACUGCGCUGCGCGAAUUAGAGGAUGCUCUUAUUAAUAGCGAUAUCGAGCCCUUCAAACACUUGUACGAGCAGUUCCCCCAGCAUCGGGACGAUGAAGGACGAACAUUGCUGCACUUGGCGAUUCUGCAUAACCUAUUCGACGCAGUAGAGGGUGACAUCGCCUCGACCAUUGUGGAUGCCCGUGACAAGAACGGACGGACCCCGUUAAUGGAGGCAGCAGAGAGAGGAUACAGUCUCAUUUGUGAAGAAUUGCUGGCCAACGGGGCAUCAACAUCUACUGUGGCCUUGGAUGGGAGUACGGCGUUGACGAUUGCACUUCAAAGUGGCCGUUUGCUUGUGUGUCAAGUUUUGGUGGCAGCUGACCCGGACCAAGCAGUGCACCGACUGAUGCUGGCAAUCAACAUGGACAAACGAGAUGAAGUGGUGCUGCUUGUGAAGGCGGGUGCGUCACUCGAUAUUACGAGAAUGGCUGGGGGAGAAGAGAGAAAUCCACUGAGGGAAGCUAUUACACAUCCGUUGAUUCUUCGAGAACUGCUUCGGUUUGGGGCACCUGUGAAUGCAAAGAACAAAGCAGGAGCCACGGCUCUCACCUUUGCUGCUGCAGCUGGGCAUCUGAAAGCGUGUGAAAUCUUGCUGGAUAUCGGAGCGUCACUCAACUCCAAGGACAAUGAAGGCCGAACUCCAAUGUAUCAUGCCUGUUGUCAUGAAAGAGAGAGUACAAUCGCUCACUUCGUCCAGCAGCUUGGUGUCUCUGUUGACACAAUGAACAAUAAAGGUCGGACUCCCUUGUUUUAUCAUGCCGAGCGUGGUAACGUGCUGGGGUGCGAACUACUACUUCGGUACCAUGCCAACGCUAAUCACAAAGAUAUGUCUGCGUCGACUGCUCUUCACCUGGCUGCCAGCUAUGGACACAAGGAAGUGUGUCGGCUUCUCUUGGGCUAUGUAAACCCAACGGAUAUGGAGCGAGAUGACCAGCAAAUGGUGCUAUGCCAACCCACAUCUUCUAUAGGAAGCUGGAUCUCGGUGACGGAGACAUGCUUAAUGCGGAUUUACGCGAAGCUUAUGUCGUCUGGAGUGCAAGCAACUCUGCAAAAGUACGGGACGUUGAGGAUACGAGAUUGCAGCAUGAAUACUUUGCUCCACGUUGCAGCUUCCAGUGCCGGAGACAAACACUGCUACUACAUUAUCCGAUGCCUUCACUUGGUCGGAAAUGUUGCCAUCAACACUCAGAACUGCUUCUGUGAGACUCCACUUGACGUUGCGGCAGAUCGGCAGUGCUCAAUGGCGUCGUCUGCACUGCAAUCACUUGGAGCAGUGCAGAUAUCCAGCGACAGCGAGAUAUUCCCCAGUGUGAUCCAACUAGCAGCCCCACGAAUGGGUCCCAUGUUUCGCACAGUGGUGGGUUCGUCCAAGGAUUUUUCUUCGUGCUCGCGCGACCAUAUUGUCCAGUUAUGCCGGGGCAUUCAAGAUGGUAUCUACUCAUUCACUGACGAUACCAUCGCUCAAGUGGACACCGAAAGAGGAGACACCGUUUUGCACUUUUUUCUUCAAAGUUUCGUCCAGCGCGCCUCGUUCCCGUCUGUAGAAGAGCAACGCGAUACUCUCAGCUCGUCCACGUGGCUCGGGACGACGAAAGCACCUCGGUAUUUACGUGUUGUGAUAGCCAAACCAAAUUGGGAGGGUAAAACGCCUUUGCAUUUGGCCGCAGAAGUGGGAGCCUUGGGGUUUUGCGAAGUUUUGAUUGAGAUGGGAGCAUCGGUGAAAGAAGAGUGUCAAGCACCAGACAACCGUCUACUUGACCAGCCAACAGAGAAUCCUCAAUUCUGGAAACCCAUCAACUUCGCCGCGACAGUAAAAGCGUCGAUUGACGAGGCUCAGGCAUCGUAUGAAGAGCGCAGUGCACUGGUGGAAUAUUUGUUAAAGGAGCCCGAGUCACUACCCGAUGACGAGAACGCGGCUCAUGACUGCAAGGAGAAGAUCCAGAUGCACUUCCCACUUCUCCUCCCUCUGUUUAUCCGCGUCGAGGAUGAAAUGAAGCACAAGGAGGACUAUGCGGAAGCUGAAGAGCUAUACUACAAGUUCCUAGACGACUGUUACCCUCGUUUUCAAGACUCGACGGUAUAUGAGAACGACCCAAGCGGUAUUGCUGUGCACAACGUCUUUCUAAACACAAUCAGAUUCGGUAUCAAGACGCUCAAGAAGGUCAUUGCACCACAGUUCGUGAUCGAGUCAACGGGAGACACAUUACUCCAUCUUAUUGCGGCCCACGGACACCCCGAGUUCGCCGCCAUGAUCAAGUUUUUAGUUGACGAGGCCCAACUUGACAUCAGCAAAACGAACAAGCAAUUGAAGACUGCGCUGCAUGUCGCGGUUGAGCACAACAUGCCAGAUAUUUGCCUGUUUCUGAUCUCACAAGGUGCCGACGUGACAGCUUCCUGCCAGAAUCUCGAGACUCCGUCCAAAGAAGUAUGGCUGACACCUUUGUACACUGCCUUGUGGUCCGCUACACCCAAGUACGAGAUCAUUGAGAUCCUGCUCAGCACUCCGCAGUCCAUAGCCAAACCACGCAACCCCAAGCUCAAUCGCUCCGUACGAUACGAACCUGGUCAAGGACCAGACACCAAGUGGAAUGGCGUCGUCCUUGAAAAACUACUGGAAGUCCAUGCAUCAGCUUUACCACUCUUUUUGGACCACUACGCAGUCGAAGUGAAUCGAAUCAACGGCGAGAAAGUGUACCGAUUCAUCGAGGUUUUCGAGAUCUGUGACCAUUUAGAGCAGAUUGUGAACCCUACAGGAACUUUAACGCCCAGUCUUUCAUCGAAAAAGACAAUCAAGAACUCUGCAGUGACCCAUCCAGUCGUCCGGAACGCAAUCCACUUGAAAUGGGAGCUUUUCGGUGCUCACGCACACCGCAAACAGCUCUCUCUGUACGUGCUGAUGGUCACGUUCUUCUACCUGUCCAACCUUUUGUUGCCAAAGAUGGAAAUUGUCAUGGAUGAAGACGGCAAGAAGCGGGAAGCGAUGCACAAAUGGAUCGAGUUCGACUCAGUCGUCGACUAUUUCGUGGGUAUCACGAAGGUUUGCUGUUGGGCGUUGGCUGUCUACCAUCUUCUGUACGUCGAGUUCUUCAAAGAGUGGCGUUCCAACCCAAAGCAGUACUGGAGAUCAGUAUGGAACGUCCUGGAUGUGUUCACGUACUUGCUGAUGCUCGCCACGAUCCCGUUUGAAGUUUAUUCCGGCCACGACACCCAACGCGAGUGUAUGUUGAGUCUGCUAAGUAUCUUACUAUGUGUGAACCUGAUGCAGGCGUUGCUGGUAUCGUCGUACUUCAGUGUACUCAUUUUCACGUUCGCACGGAUGUUCAAGGUGGUCGCGCGGUUCCUGUUUCAGUAUUUAUUGCUGCUCUUGGGCUUCUCCGGUGGAUUCUUUCUGCUUUAUCAUGGAGCAGGUCCUUAUACGGACUUCUUCAGUGCCAUGCGGAUCGUGUUCCUCACUACAUUUGGCGAGCUGAAUUACGGGGACAACUACAGCUUCGACGAUAGUCUUCGCGCACGGAAUUAUUUGGCGUUCCUGUUGUUAACAACGUACGUGAUCGUGGUGAUCGUGGUCGCUAUGAACCUCUUGAUUGCAUUGAUGACGUCCGAGUACGAGAAGGUUCGUGCUCAAGCGAAGGAGCUGUCAUUACUGGAGCUUGCCGGUGCAUUGCAUCGUUACGAGCAGUGGAUCGGAUACAGCGUCGUUCGGAAGCUCUAUUCGACCCCCAAAGGUCAGGAACUUAUUGAAAGCUGCGUCUCGCACGUUCCAGGAGCGACGCAGCGCGUCUUCCGUCGCGACUUGACGUCGUCCGUGUCGUCAUCAUUCUCCGAGACGACAGCCAAAGCGUAUGAUGUCCAGGGCACUCAACGCAGCAAGAUUGACGCUAUGCACUUCUCACUUAUUAGCAAAGGCAAUGCCGUGGACAGUAUGGAAAUGGCUAGUAUCACUGAGGCUAUCACGACGCAAGUCAUGAAACACGUACACGACGAAGUGGAGGCGCUGCGGAUGCAGAUGACGACGGAACUCCAGGACGUACGUGAGCUGCUGGAGACGGCGCAUAAAGGAAAUACUCAAGCUCAGAAAGACGUGGUCACUAAGCUCACUGACGUGCUGAAGUUGCUGGCAAAGGAUGAGAAGGCAUCACCAUGA
This is a messenger RNA of Phytophthora nicotianae INRA-310, 4194 nucleotides long. RefSeq lists its product as hypothetical. Lineage: Eukaryota; Oomycota; Peronosporomycetes; Peronosporales; Peronosporaceae. Gene Ontology annotation, biological process: monoatomic ion transport; transmembrane transport. The record is from RefSeq and is a predicted model, not a curated record. The coding region runs from base 1 to 4194 and encodes 1397 amino acids. Gene Ontology annotation, cellular component: membrane. The transcript is spliced from 16 exons. Gene Ontology annotation, molecular function: monoatomic ion channel activity; protein binding.